AUAAGCCCAGCCCAAAUAACCCCCUUCAACUUCAACUCAAAUUCUCAAAAUAAUUUAUUUUUUAAAAGAAAAAGGAAAAGCCAUUGCUGCGGUAAAUUAAAGCUCAACAAUUGCUCAUUUGCACUUUCAAUCUGAACUUUGUACUACUAAUCACAAAGAUCGCAAACAUAAUAGGAGCACAAGCCGAUUGAGUUGAUUUUGAGUUAAUUCAAAAAAAAUGGAUCCAGAUGCAGUGAAAUCAACUUUCUCUAAUUUAGCUAUGGGCAAUGUCAUGGCUGCUGCUGCUCGCAAUCUUCAGAAGGAAAUGAUAGUUCAAGAGAAGACACAGGCUUCAAGUUCAGCUAAUGACGAGAUUGAUCUUGAUGAGUUGAUGGAUGACCCAGAGCUAGAGAGAUUACAUGCUGAGAGAAUUGCAGCACUACAGAAAGAAGCUGAGAAGCGACAAGAAAUGAAGAAACAGGGCCAUGGAGAAUAUAGAGACAUAACUGAAGGGGAUUUUUUGGGUGAAGUUACUGCGAGCGAACUAGUUAUCUGCCAUUUCUACCAUCGGGAGUUCUAUCGAUGCAAGAUAAUGGAUAAGCAUUUGAAGGCACUUGCACCCAAGUACCUUGAUACCAAGUUUUUAAAACUGGAUGCGGAGAAUGCCCCCUUCUUCAUAUCCAAGCUUGGAAUCAAAACUUUGCCAUGCGUUAUACUAUUCAGGAAAGGAAUAGCAGGUGAUAGACUAGUUGGGUUUCAAGAUGUAGGUGGAAAAGACGAUUUCCCUACGAGGAGACUGGAAAAUCUGUUGAUCAAGAAAGGUAUGAUCAAGGAUAAGGAAAAAGAAGACGAGGAGGAUUAUUCUGAAAGUAAACGCACGUCUGUCAGAUCAUCAUUGAACCUUGGUUCAGAUUCUGAUGAAGAAUAGAAGGAAAGAGAGCAACCUUUUCUCCCUCUGUAUUAUGUACUGAUUAUCAAGUCCUUGUGAUUUUACUAUGGUAAAUUGGCAAUAUUCCGUGUUGCGUUGCUGUUGAUAUGUUCUGGAAAUCAACUUCAAAUCAUAAAUACCAAGAAUUUUUUUUAGUUUA
Messenger RNA from Spinacia oleracea (spinach), 1067 nucleotides. Its product is annotated as thioredoxin domain-containing protein PLP3A-like. NCBI's taxonomy places the organism in Eukaryota, Viridiplantae, Streptophyta, Magnoliopsida, Caryophyllales, Amaranthaceae. Bases 218 to 907 code for a protein of 229 amino acids. The transcript has 9 exons. The record is from RefSeq and is a predicted model, not a curated record.